AUGACCGGCAUAACUCGGGGCCAGCGAGUCCUUCAUACUCAAUUUCAGUCUUUGAAUCACUCUCGUUUCCGCCUCAAUGUCCAAUUACUGCCCAUCUGCGCGCAAUCCCAGCUCUUCUCAACCUCCGCCCCGAGCCAGCAAUCCCGCCGACACUCCCCAUCACCUACAACUGUCUCAAUUCCCUCCAAAGCCGAAAUAAAUGCGCCAAUAAGCACUCUCCCUGCCCCCCUCACAACCCCAUCCCCUUUAAGCCCCUCCGCAGGCGCAGCAGAUAAACUUAAACGCUAUGUCGAAUUCGGCCGCGCAUACGUGACCUUCUACAAAACGGGCCUGAAAAAUGUCUACCACAACUACCGCGCCUCACUCCCUCUACGGAGAAAACUAGGCCUACCCGCCUACAUCCCCACAUCCCCGCCACGAACAAGCACACACAACCGCAGCGCGCCAUCAAUAACACAAGAAUUCAAGCUCGGCCGCGCGCAGUUUCAGCUCGUCCGCCGCUCCGCCCGCGAUGUCCGCCGUAUGAUCCCCUUCACGCUGAUCCUGAUCGUCUGCGGCGAGUUCACACCCCUGAUCGUCCCGAUUUUCGGCUCUGCCAUUACACCCGCGACGUGUCGUGUGCCCUCGCAGGUGGAGAAGGAACGCGUUGCUGCCACGGUGCGCAAACUUGCGGCGCUGGAUGUGUUUGUGGCUGAGGAUAAGGAUCGGUCUAUCCAUCUACUCAAGGCGGGCAGUGAGAAGCAGUUGGCUCUUCUUGCUGGGUCCUUUGCUGACCCUGUCUGGGUCGCUGGUGCGAGUUCCGCUGAUGUUUUACGUGCCUGUGCUGUUUUUGGUCUGGUUAAGCGUCAUGAUAAGACCGCGGGCGAGUCCCUUGCUGGUUUGAUCUACCGGCCUCGGUUGGCGCGGUAUGUCGAGUACCUGGCUAUUGAUGAUGGACUGAUUCGUGUUAGUGGAGGAGUUUCAGCUAUGAAUGCUUCUGAAGUACGGAUUGCAGUUGAGGAACGUGGUGGUUUGGACGUCUCUUCUGGUACUCAAGACCUGAAACGGAUGGAGGAAUUGGAGAGACGCUGGUUGGAUCAGUGGUUGACUGUUCGUGGAAACAGUCCCUAG
This is a messenger RNA of Penicillium griseofulvum, 1110 nucleotides long. RefSeq lists its product as uncharacterized. Gene Ontology annotation, molecular function: ribosome binding. NCBI's taxonomy places the organism in Eukaryota, Fungi, Ascomycota, Eurotiomycetes, Eurotiales, Aspergillaceae. The record is from RefSeq and is a predicted model, not a curated record. Gene Ontology annotation, biological process: intracellular monoatomic cation homeostasis. The transcript has a single exon. The coding region runs from base 1 to 1110 and encodes 369 amino acids. Gene Ontology annotation, cellular component: mitochondrial inner membrane.